GCGUGUGCUAGAAUCGAAGUGAUGUCCUGCUCCCCUUGUUCCUCCUCACUCCUGUGCAACUCCCUUGCUGUAACUUCAAUCUUCCACUCCAAAGACUCGCUUUAUCCACCAAACCAACCCAAACUCCCUUCCAAGAAACUCUUCAUCUUCGCCUCCUUAAACCUAGAUAGUCCCCGGCAUUGCAGGAAGACAUUUGAAGCCACUAAAUCCAUAUCUGAUGGCGGCGGAAGUCCUCCCGGAGAACCCCCAACCGGAGGCAGCGGAGGUGGAGGGGAGGAAGAUGACUAUAAAAAGGAGGUGGAGGAGGAGUUCGGGCCGGUUUUGAAAUUCGAGGAAGUAAUCCGCGAGACCGAUGCUCGAGUUGCGAGCCUCCCUUCCGACAUGCUUGAUGCUGCGAAGUCCAUUGGUAUCCGAAAGCUUCUUCUUCUUCGAUACCUAGACAUGCAGGCCUCGCCAUGGCCACUGGGAGCUGCGAUGAGGUCGUGCUCGAUGCUCCGUAAUCGGAUGCUUGCGGACCCUUCUUUUCUCUUCAAAGUCGGCGCAGAGGUGGUUAUAGACGCAUGCUGCGGUACCUUUGCGGAGAUUCAAAAGAGGGGGGAGGAUUUCUGGCCGGAGUUUGAGUUGUACGCCGCUGAUCUUUUGGUAGGGGUGGUGGUGGAUAUUGCUUUGGUGGGUCUUUUGGCACCAUAUGUGAGAUUUGGAAAGCCUUCUUUCUCAAAUGGGAUUUUUGGGGGCAUUUCACGUGCUUGUGCUUCUCUGCCUAGCAGCGUUUUUGAAGCUGAAAGGCCUGGGAGUAGAUUUUCAAUCAAGCAGCGAAUUGGAACAUACUUUUAUAAGGGAGUUCUAUAUGGCUCAGUGGGUUUUGUUUGUGGACUUUUUGGCCAAGGCAUUGCUAAUUUGGUCAUGACUGCCAAAAGGAAUGUAAAUAAAUCAGAAGAAGAUAUACCAGUUCCACCACUUGUUAAGAGUGCUGUUCUUUGGGGUGUUUUCCUUGCGGUUUCGUCGAACACUCGAUAUCAGAUUGUUAAUGGACUGGAACAGGUUGUGGAGGCAUCUCCUGUAGCCAGACGUGUUCCACUAGUUGCAAUGGCUUUCACCAUUGGAGUGCGUUUUGCCAAUAAUAUAUAUGGAGGAAUGCAGUUUGUGGAUUGGGCUAGAUGGAGUGGCGUCCAAUGAAGGUUUGUUGUCAUAUUUUUUGGUCUGAUAUAAAGCGCAGACAAUAGGAUUUCACUUCUGCGUUGAAAUGCUCGUCUCGUCGAUCUGAAUAAAUAUUCUGUUGCAAAUGGCUGCUAAAAUGGAGGUUUUAGGAACUCCGAGAAGGUUAGAACUAGUCGGACAAAUGGCAUGAAAAUGAGCACCACAUGAAAGCUUGUGUAGAGAGGAUGUCGGGACACAGUCAGAUGAGUCCCUGAUCGGCUUCGUAAACUAUCCCAUAAACUUCUCUGUUCUUUCCUCAUCUCAUUCUGUUCUCUAAAGGGUGCUUAUUUAUGUAUUAUUUAUGCAUGAGGUGGGCUUGUGCCUUGGGGAAGAUGCAUGCCUUAAAUUAUAGUGGCUGAUGGUUUACAAUCAUAUCGGCUUGGUUUAUAAUAUGGCAUGUUAAUUGAAAGAAAAUUAACUUACUUUUAGUGAAUUCUCUAAUCAGCUUUUUUUGUAUUGGAAGAUUUAAAUAAAUACCACUGAAUUCUUAUGUAUGUACAUA
Molecule: messenger RNA, 1699 nt
Organism: Phalaenopsis equestris
Lineage: Eukaryota; Viridiplantae; Streptophyta; Magnoliopsida; Asparagales; Orchidaceae
Product: protein RETICULATA-RELATED 1, chloroplastic-like
Exons: 8
Coding region: 22-1176 (384 amino acids)
Biological process (GO): plant organ development
Cellular component (GO): chloroplast inner membrane
Source: RefSeq, a predicted model, not a curated record